This is a messenger RNA of Prorocentrum cordatum, 451 nucleotides long. The record is from the annotation of a GenBank genome assembly. NCBI's taxonomy places the organism in Eukaryota, Dinophyceae, Prorocentrales, Prorocentraceae.
GUCGAACGGCACCCUCACGAGCGUCCCCACGUGCAGGUUGGCCUCGACGACCAGCCUGGUUAACUUGAACGUGAGGAUGUGGGCUCGCCCCGUGUCCCCGCGGUCGCAUGCCUCCGACACCUCGGCGUGCCGCUUGUGCAUUACCGCCGCGAACAGCGCGAGGACCACCUUCGGGCACACUUCCAUCUUCAUCUCCGCCUCCAUGUUCCCCAGCCAGGCCGCCUGCUCCACCGAGCCCUCGGAUGCUGACGGCGCCACUUCGGAGAACCGCUCGAAGGUCAGGGUGGUUGCUACGCACUCUGCCUUCAGCAGGCCCCGCCUCGUUCACCACGCCGUCCUCGAGGUCUGCCCGACUCUUCCGAACGGCCUGCGGCGGCAGCUCCACGAGGAAAUCGCCAGCGAGCCUCCGCUUGGCCUCCGCGUGGCCUCCGCGUCCGCGGGUCUCCUGAAG